GUAUGCAAUUACAAAUUACAUGCUAUUUAUUGAGUUGAUUAUUUUGUUGUUGUUUACUUUGCUUUGUAAAUUUUAAUCAUUAUGAUUAUGAUAUAUUUUGAACUCUUAUUUCUCUUAAAAAAGAAGUGAUUUUAUUUAUCAUUUUAAUUUAUUGCCAUGUUAAAUCUACGAGUUUUCAUAUCCAGUUUGAGAUAUUGAAUUCAAAAUGCAUGAUAUGUUUAUAAAUAAUUUUAUAAUUAUAAAAUAAUUUUAUUAACUUAAUCUACCCCUAAAAAUUUCUAGAAUGCCAAUUCCUUGCCCUCCCAGUCUCAGCCUCUUUCAUUUGCAGAGUAUACGCACCCAUUGGCAUUUUAUAUUCUCAUGCCAAACAAUAACAUCCUGUACCAUGGAUCCCAACGUUCUCAUGGCUUUAAAAUAUCAUUUCUACUUCCUUCUCUUAUUAUCUGCUACUUGUUUAAAGUUGUCUUCAUCUAUUCCAGACACAGAAACAGAUCAUGACAAAAAGGUUUCUUGGAACAUUGAUAAUCACAGGAGGAGGGAAAUCCUGGAAUCUAAAUCCAACCUUCAGGCACCUGCAGGGUCUACCGGGAAAGUUCUUGAUGACAAGCUAAGGAAAGCUGAAAUGCGUAAUAUGACAUUAACAGUUAACCAGAAUGGGACUGGAGAUUUCAAGACCAUAGGAGAAGCUCUUAAAAGCAUUCCACCAUACAACACCAGGAGAGUUAUAAUAGCGAUCAAACCAGGCGUUUAUAGAGAAAAGAUUGCCAUCCCAAGAACAUUGCCCUUUAUCACAUUUCUAGGGGAUUCAAGUGAUCCACCAAUUAUUACUGGCAACGAUACUGCAUCAUCACUCUCUGGAAAAGAUGGGAAGCCAUUGAGGACGUUUCAAAGUGCUACUGUUGCUGUUGAUGCAAAUUAUUUUACAGCCAUCAACGUGAAAUUUGAGAACACUGCUACACAUGAGAUAGGGUCCAAAGGAGGACAAGGCGUGGCACUUCGAAUAUCAGGGACCAAGGCAGCAUUUUACAAUUGCAGUUUUUAUGGAAGCCAGGACACGCUUUAUGAUCACAAGGGUCUUCACUACUUCAGCAAUUGUUUCAUCCAGGGCUCUGUUGAUUUCAUUUUCGGUUCUGGAAGGUCCCUCUACGAGAAUUGCCAUUUAAACUCAGUAACGAAGAAGGUGGCAUCUCUCACUGCUCAAAAGCGCAGCAAUUCUUCAUUGGAAAGUGGGUUCUCCUUCAAAGAUUGUGUGGUGACAGGGAGUGGAUUGGUGUACCUAGGCAGAGCUUGGGGUGAUUAUUCCAGGGUUGUUUUCUCUUACACUUACAUGGACAGGGUUGUUCUUCCCCAAGGUUGGAAUGAUUGGGGUGACCAAAACCGUGACACGAGAGUGUUUUAUGGAGAGUACAAGUGCAGUGGGCCUGGAGCCAACUUCGCAGGAAGGGUUCCAUGGGCACGAAUUCUUACAGAUGAAGAGGCUCAGCCUUUUAUAGGGACUUCCUAUGUUGAUGGGGAUACUUGGCUCAUUACUCCUUGACAUCUUGAUUUCUUUCUUCAUCUAUUACGUACCCAUGUACUUGAAAGGUUCAUCAGGGCGUCUUUUUCUUCUUUUGGUAAUUGGUAUAAUCCAAAAGAAUUAUGAAGGUUCCACAUUUAAUUUUAGAAUAUUGUGAAGAAGUUCUAAAAUUUAAAUAAAAAUAAAUGUAUAAUAUGCCUUUUAUUAGAUUACAGAAAUUGAUUUAUUAUAAUUCAUGAAAAUUAACUUGUAAUAUAAUUUAAUUAAAAUAAAAUAAGCAAUAAUUACAAUGGGUAGUUAUAGAAAAAAAAUUACUUGAUUUCAAAUCAAACUGAUAAAAAGAUUAAGGUGGGAAUCAAAGAUAUGUGAAUCUUUCUUGUGUAACUACGUUGGGUUCAAAAAAAAAAAAAAAAAAAGAAA
Molecule: messenger RNA, 1936 nt
Organism: Hevea brasiliensis (rubber tree)
Lineage: Eukaryota; Viridiplantae; Streptophyta; Magnoliopsida; Malpighiales; Euphorbiaceae
Product: probable pectinesterase 53
Exons: 5
Coding region: 284-1537 (417 amino acids)
Biological process (GO): cell wall modification
Molecular function (GO): pectinesterase activity
Source: RefSeq, a predicted model, not a curated record